Gallus gallus (chicken) is the source of this 1416-nucleotide messenger RNA. It is a transcript of the gene CYTIP, whose product is annotated as cytohesin 1 interacting protein. Bases 84 to 1112 code for a protein of 342 amino acids. Gene Ontology annotation, biological process: regulation of cell adhesion. The transcript is spliced from 8 exons. The record is from RefSeq and is a predicted model, not a curated record. Gene Ontology annotation, cellular component: cell cortex. Gene Ontology annotation, molecular function: protein binding. NCBI's taxonomy places the organism in Eukaryota, Metazoa, Chordata, Aves, Galliformes, Phasianidae.
AUACUUUCUGAUUGCUCAGGGAGGAGAGUGCACCCGAACCGCGCCGUGCUUUGCGAUGCCGCGCUGAGCGCCCUUCCAGCAGGAUGUCCGUGCGGCGGCUCGCCCAGCACGGCCAGCGCUCCGGCACUGGGGAUCGGGGUGUGCAGAUGGACGGCAGGCGGCUGCAGCAGCUGGUCAGCACGGUGGGGACGCUGCCGAGGAGCCGCAAGCAGCUCGCUCUGACCAGAUCCAGCUCCCUGGGGGACUGCUCCCGGCCACAGAGACACUUCAUUUCUAUAUUCAAAGAAGAUAAAGAGACAUUUGGGUUUGAAAUCCAGACUAUUAGAUUUCCAAACCAAACCGAUUACUCCUUGGAGGCAUGCACUUGUGUCUGCAAAAUUCAGGAGGAAAGUCCUGCCCACUUUUCUGGCCUUCAGAUUGGUGAUAUUCUUGCCAAUGUCAAUGGAGUGAACACUGAUGGUUUUAGUCACAAGCAGAUUGUAGACUUGAUAAAGUCUUCAGGGAACUAUUUAAGGCUGGAGACUGUCAACGGGGCUCUGUUCCUGAGGAAGAUGGAGCUGGAGACCAAGCUGCAGCUGCUGAAGCAAACUCUGCAGCAGAAGUGGGUGGAGUUGCGCUCCCUGCACUUACAGGAACAGCGUUUGCUGCAUGGGGAAGUGAACGACAACGCUCUGCUGGAGCUGGAAGAGGCCAACUUAUUUGGGGACUGCACGCCAGGACCGCUCUCUCCGACCAAGACCCGCUUCUCCAGUGAGAGCAGCUCGCGGAGCCGCCUGAGCUCCAUGACCCUGGACAGCGAGGACAGCUUCUACCAGAGCGGUGCCUUCGACGACUCCGCGGCAGAGAGCCUGAGCCGCCAGUCCAGCAUGGACGACGACUGCUUCCUUCCCAGGGACGGCGACGGCACGGCCGGGAGGUGCUCCCUGCGCAGGCACCGCAGCAUCAGCCUGGCCAGCAGCGGCUCCAUGUCCCCGCUGUGGGAGAGUGGCGGCAGCUCCAGCAGCUUCGGGACGCUCCCGAGGAAGAGCAGGAGAUCGAGCGUCCGAAAGCAGCUCCUGAAAUUCAUCCCGGGCCUUCACCGGGCGCUGGAGGAGGAGGAAAGCCGGGUGUGACACUGCGGUCCCAGGGGCCGGUGGAGCAGCUGCGUUUGUUCCCUACCUGCACGGCCUUACAGCAGGACUGAUGGUAUUUAAAAUGCUCUGGUUUAUUAAUUAUUUUAAUUUUUAAUUGGAGUGAAUAGUGGACUUCUCCAUUAACAUAAAAAAUGGCUAGCUCCAAGAGGUGAAGAACUUUGAAGAACUCCCUCGGCAUAUUUAGUGUUAAUGACGGGUUUUAAUCGAGUGCAAAUUUUCUAUUUAUUUUCUGUUACCAAAGUCAGUCUUCAGAGACCUUCAAUAAAGCAAGAGCUUCUACUAA